Lentinula edodes (shiitake mushroom) is the source of this 1241-nucleotide messenger RNA. RefSeq lists its product as uncharacterized. The transcript has 2 exons. The record is from RefSeq and is a predicted model, not a curated record. Bases 479 to 955 code for a protein of 158 amino acids. NCBI's taxonomy places the organism in Eukaryota, Fungi, Basidiomycota, Agaricomycetes, Agaricales, Omphalotaceae.
GGUUUCUAUACGACGAUGAUGUCCAUUCAUUGUCCAUCCUGAAUCCUACGUACAUCUGCUGAGAGUUGUUCAGCUUUUGUGAUUUUGCGAAGAUCCAGAUACAAUCCUGAUUCACUCUUGAAAAUUUUGAGUCUUUUUAGCUUGGAUUUAUCACGAUUCACCAUGUCGUAUGAGAUGGUUUCGUGACGGCCAGGUGACGGCAUCCAAAUAAUUUUUAUGGGCUUCACCCUGCUUUACCCUUACUUCGUCAGGCCUCGACGCUCCGAUACAGUCAUCCAUAACAAGGAACCAUGUGCUCCAAGCCUCCAAUUCAUCCAGCUUGCAUUUAAAAACGCACCGUCAGGAUCGAAUCAACCCCAAAACUGCUGGCCAGUUCCCCGUCUCUUUAUCUCUUCCAAAAGACUUGUCUCCUGGCGAUCUACCAUUAGUUGUCGCUUUCAUUCAUUCCCAAAUUUGAACUCCCCUCAGUCGCUGAAAAAUGCAUUUUCACGGUCCUGUGUAUAUUCUUCUCGGUCUUCUCGCUGCUUAUUCUGCUCCUUUCGAUGUCACUAGCGAUGGGUCUCAAUCAAUCUCUCGCACAAAAUUGACCAGCCGGGGGUUGCCGCUGAGCGGCUAUGUUGACUAUAGCUCCUCCAAUGCUACCAACCAUUUCGGCGAAGCGCAUACUACGGUUUACGAAGUUUGUUUUACAUCGCCAGAAGCACAACCUCGGAGGCAUGGUGGAGCUCGUCGACAUCGAGCAUCGCGAUGGCCUCGUCCAACUCAACAGCAGGUAGUCCAGCAGCAGGUGGUCCAACAACGAUUGGCCAGUCAUCUUGGCGUUACGCUGGAGCAAAUCUCAUUGGGUGAUACUCUUCCAUUUGAAGAUCCUACAGGAAGUUACAUAUUUUGGUAUCGUGAAAGAGGAAGUGAUGGCCCGUGGAAUAACGAUUCACUCUCCAGAGGGAGAGCGUAGUUGCCGAGAGUUAAUAGUCUAAGUCACCCGGCCGAGCAGUUCCACCGGAACAUUGCAUUUUCUAGUGGUGAACUUUUUUUCCGCUGCUCGUUCAAUGUGUUGGCAGGGUAGGUUUGUCCUGGCCUCGUAAUAGUCCUGGCCACGGUCGUAGAUAAAGAGUAGAUAUAUGCAGAUAUAGGGAAGGGUGGGGUGCUGUUUACUGUUUUUUUGACUACAAGUUGUACACUGAACCGCAAAAUGUGUACUGCACUCGGGCUUUCACAGAUAUAAUUUUUUAACAUAUACU